AUGCCCACAACGGUGGUUGUUCAGAAUGAGUCCCAACCGACAAUGGUUCUUAGUCAGCCACCCUCAAACAUUGUAGUCAAGAAUAAUCCGCCGACAUCCGUUUUUGUGAAGCAGUCCAAUCCUAAUGUAGUGGUGAAGAAUGAAGCGGCGCCAAAUUAUGUGCAGAGUGUCGAGGCGUGUCAGGAGGGCAUGGUGGCAGAUAUGAGCCGCCCCAUGAUGACCACCUUGAACAAAAAUAUUUUAUAA
Messenger RNA from Plasmodium coatneyi, 246 nucleotides. Its product is annotated as Pv-fam-g protein. Bases 1 to 246 code for a protein of 81 amino acids. The transcript has a single exon. Lineage: Eukaryota; Apicomplexa; Aconoidasida; Haemosporida; Plasmodiidae. The record is from RefSeq and is a predicted model, not a curated record.